GAAAUUGAAACUAUAAAACAGACAGGAGUUGACUGUUCAGAGCACCAGGGGAGCGUUGCUACAGGUUUAGAAGAACUCUGCGUUAUGGAGUUUAUUACAGACAUCGCCAUCAUCAUUGAUCAAGCUGAGUACGAAGACCGUGAAAGAUUAAAGAAGAUUCUUCGAUCUUACAGUCCAGAGAAAAAUGGUUCCUGCUACAACGUGAGAGGAACCUUUGAGGAACUGGAUCACCUGAUAUCCAAACUGUCAACAGUGAAGCGUCGCACCAGUCCUACCACGCACAAAAGAACCCGUGAGCAAGACAAACGUGCUUCAGCUCAUGUCAAACCUGUGGAUGUGUCGAGGACUGUCAUGGCCUACAUUCAGCAAAAAUGUACAAAAGACCUUAGUGACAUUCAAGGGAAUAGUUUUGUCAUUGAAACACCUGACCUCAGAACAGCAUGCAGUAACCCUAGCAGCACAGUACAGGUGAUCAUAAGGCCGCUCCAUGCCUCCCGAUACCCUGUUCGUGCUGACUAUGUCAGGCAGAGAUUCAUCACACUGUACCAAAGAACUGCCUCUGACCUGCAAGUCACAACUGUCCGAGUGAGUGACCACAAAGCCCUGCAGCGGAGAUUCCCACGUCUCCUUUUCAAACCCAGCCACAACAAAUAUGAAGUCACAGUGACUGGGCCUUUUGCGGACAUUGCUGGAUUGAAAGAGUUCCUUUUACAAAAUGCAUCAAGUCCAAGAAAGAGUCCAGUGAACAAAGGUCCAGCAGACACUCGAAGCAGCAGGACCUCGGGUCCUCAACCUGCGCACGGUAAAAAGACUGAAGAUGAAUCAUGUCCAAUCUGUAUGGAACCAAUAGGAAUAACAGAGAAAGUGACCCUGCGCUGCAAGCAUUCCUUCUGCAGAGGCUGUCUGAAACAAGCCUUUGACUACAAGCCUGUGUGCCCGACAUGUGGAGAGUUAUACGGCACUCUGACGGGGACACAGCCUCGUGGAGGCAGAAUGAUUGUCAGCAAAAGCUCUUCGUCUAUGCCUGGAUAUGAGAAAUAUGGAACAAUAAUCAUCCAGUAUUACAUUCCCAGUGGCAUCCAGACGGAGGAGCAUCCUAACCCUGGUCAUACAUAUGAAGGUGUAUCCCGCACAGCCUACCUCCCAGACACAUCAGAGGGCAGGAGCAUCCUGGAGCUGCUGAGGCGCGCCUUUGACCAGAGGCUAAUCUUCACCGUCGGUCGGUCGACCACCAGCGGCAGGAACAAUACAGUCACAUGGAACGACAUUCACCACAAAACCUCAACACAUGGAGGACCAACUCACUAUGGAUACCCUGAUCCUGACUACCUCAGCCGAGUACGAGACGAACUGAAGGUCAAGGGAAUACAAUGAGUGGCUGUAAAGCCAACAUGAAUCAACUGAAGAGCCACUUUGAUAUAUGAAGUUACACUACUAUGUCUAAAAUGUUAUGUACAAACAUCUUCCAUUUUAAAAUGUACAUAUAAAGUUGGGUGUAAGAGAUAACAGAGAUACAGAGGACCACAAAGAAGUAAUUUUAAUAAUAGUCAUUUUUAAUUUCAUUUGGCAUUCCAGAAAUAAUGACUCUUUCCCACUAGUCAACCAUAUUUUCUACCGUUUCCAAUAUUUCCAGGUUGUCUUUUUACAUUCUUGAUUCCUUAAGGGCAUUCCUCUUAGAUUAUUGUUGGUUGAUUUAAUAUGUUUUUUUUGAUUAUUUUUGUUUGAAAUCAAUAAAUAUGGGGAAAUUGCUAUUUAAAAAUGAACAGUCACUUCCUGUUGGUCUUGCUGAGGGUUAAACUUCAUCAUGUGUUAUCAGUCAGAUCAGGUGGUUUCUCUGACAUAUACAGUUCCUUGUGUAUCUAGUUUUUUCAGUUCAUCGUAUCCUGUCAUGGCACAUUUAUCCCUGGUUGAAUGAUUUGUUGUUGUUGUCAGGUGUAAGGGAUCUAAUUACCAUGCCUUGGGACAUGCCAAGAGGACAACAAGAGAGCGUACACAGCUUGCAUACACACCCAGGUGAGCUCUGCUUAUUCACCCCCCCCCCGCCUCAGUCGACUUGGGUUCUCUCUUGUCAUGAGCUGUGCUGUCAGGGACCUUGGUGUUUUGAUUUCAGUUCUUGCAGGUUGACAUACAGACACAGAUAGAAAUUAAACCAAAGUAGAUCAGGAAUGAGGGUUAGGAUUCAUUGUCUAUCAUGGUCAUAAAAGUUGGUUGCUCACAUCUGCAGGAUGCUGAUUUUCAUGCGCCUGUGUCUCUCCCCUCCUCUCUCUGCAUCUGACAGGAGGAGGACCACAUCUGGAAAUGUGGGCAGCCAAUCAAAAAUGACAAAUGAUUACAUGGGAUCAUGAAAGAUCAGAGACUUUUAGUUUUUAGUGUCCCUGAACAUGUGACAGAAAACUGCACAUGGCUUCCUUAAGUUGUCUUUCAGUCCAAACGUCCCAAUUCUUCAUGUUCAUUCAUUGGGUUCACAGGACUUAAACCCUUUAUGGCGAUCUAUGAUAUCCCAAGCUGAUUGAGGACUGAUUCACCAGCAGUGACAAGAUUUUCCAGUAACUCAUUUUUACAGCACCCAUGCAUGGAAGCUACACUUUGGUUAAGGGGAACAUUGUGGUUACGGUUAAUAAAGUAUGGUUCUAGUGGAAGGUGACGCAUGCUGUGUAGAAAAAGCCAAGACCCUGAGCAUGAGUGAGACAUGGGCUUCAUCUGUGUGAAUAUGCACUCACUCAUCCUGCACUUUAUAUUUGUAAUUAAAUUAAUAGUCAACUUUUACAGAUUUGUUUUCAUAAACUCUUAUUUGCACCCCCAGAUAUCUGAUGCAUUAUUUCAAAUAAAAAAAAGAGUGGCGGGAUACAUGUCACCUCAUGUACCAGGAUAAAUGGAGUGAAAUUGUCCUCCGCCAUUUGUUUUCCACAAUGAAGUUAAUGUGUCCAACUGGUAAAUCAGUUACGCUUUAAAUUCAGGAAAUCAUUUCACCCACACACACACACACACAAGUGCGCACAGACCAUAGCCUUUGCCUUCAUAAAACCAAUAAACCUGAAUCCUCUGUGUUCAAAGUCCACAAGCUUCAAAUAAAAAUGAAGAUCAGUUG
Molecule: messenger RNA, 3088 nt
Organism: Toxotes jaculatrix (banded archerfish)
Lineage: Eukaryota; Metazoa; Chordata; Actinopteri; Toxotidae
Exons: 4
Coding region: 85-1374 (429 amino acids)
Biological process (GO): protein ubiquitination; Notch signaling pathway
Source: RefSeq, a predicted model, not a curated record